Saprolegnia parasitica CBS 223.65 is the source of this 930-nucleotide messenger RNA. RefSeq lists its product as hypothetical. The transcript is spliced from 7 exons. The record is from RefSeq and is a predicted model, not a curated record. Gene Ontology annotation, cellular component: cytosol. The coding region runs from base 14 to 925 and encodes 303 amino acids. Lineage: Eukaryota; Oomycota; Saprolegniomycetes; Saprolegniales; Saprolegniaceae.
GCCCGAAACCGCAAUGCUCGUCCGAGCGAUCUUCCCGCGGGCCCGCGCCCUCUCGACGAGCGCUAGCAGUCUUCGCUUCCUCAUCGUCGAGGGCUACUCGCCCGAAGGCCGCGCCGAGCUGCAGCGGGGCGGUGCCACGAUCGCGUCCGAGCUGUACGCGAACGUGCUCAAGACCGUGUCGCCGAUGGCCGUGACCCACGACGUGCUGCACCCGGCAGACGGCCCGUUCCAGGCACCCGACUUGAGCAAGUACGAUGGCGUCGUCUGGACAGGCUGCAGCUUGACGGUCUACGAAACGGACGACGAGCGCACGGUGCGGCAAAUCGACCUCGCCAAGCAGAUCUACGCCUAUGGCGUGCCGCAGUUUGGGAGUUGCUGGGCCGCGCAGAUUGCAGUCUUUGCAGCGGGCGGCAAGGUCGCCAAGAAUCCAAACGGCCGAGAAAUGGGCCUUUCCCGCAAGAUCCAAUUGACGCCCGAGGGCCGGAGCCACCCCAUGUACGAGGGCAAGUCGACGGUCUUUGACGCGUUCACGAGCCACUACGACGAGAUCACGCACGUGCUCCCGGGCGGCUUGACCUUGAGCGCGAACGCGUUCACGUCGACGCAGUCGGUCGCCGUGCGCUUCUUGAACGGUGACUUUUGGGCUGUCCAGUACCAUCCCGAGUACGACCUGCGCGAGAUGGCGCGGCUCAUCUACUGCCGCCGCGAGAAGCUCACCAAGUACGGCAACUUUGCAAGCGUCGACGAUGCGUGCCGCUUUGUGGACGACCUCGAGACGCUGCACGCCAACCCGGCGCGCUACGACAUUGCGUGGCGUCUUGGUAUUGACGAAGACGUGCUGGACGAGAACAUCCGCCUCUGCGAAGCGCGCAACUUUGUCAAGCACCUCGUCGUGCCCUACAAGCUCGCGAGACAGUGGCAGUAAGCCCC